Molecule: messenger RNA, 1397 nt
Organism: Nerophis ophidion (straightnose pipefish)
Lineage: Eukaryota; Metazoa; Chordata; Actinopteri; Syngnathiformes; Syngnathidae
Gene: stx11a
Product: syntaxin 11a
Exons: 2
Coding region: 335-1195 (286 amino acids)
Biological process (GO): exocytosis; intracellular protein transport; synaptic vesicle fusion to presynaptic active zone membrane
Cellular component (GO): endomembrane system; plasma membrane; SNARE complex
Molecular function (GO): SNARE binding; SNAP receptor activity
Source: RefSeq, a predicted model, not a curated record
UCUAUCAGUUGGUGUACAUUCUUGUGUGCAGACUACAUACUUGUGUACAUACUUUCAAAAGAAAAGUUGCUCAGAAGACAAGCGCUUACUAAAAAUAGAAUACUUUUUUCCUCUCUUCCGCAACUACUUCUUUUUCUGCACUUUUUCACACAGCAUCUUCUUCUGUUGCAACCUGUUGCUCAUCACACACACACACACACUCACACAUACACACACACACACACACACACACACACACACCACUCACACGCUCACUAAGAAGAGAGAAGCAGAAAAGAGGAAGCAGCUCGUGUGCUGUCUUUCAUCCGCCAUAUUUCCAGCCUGAGAAGCCGAGAUGAAGGACCGACUGAGCGAGCUCCUCAGCCUGGCCUCCAAGCCUCCAGACGUGGACCUGGUCCUCAGGGACAGCCCGAAGGACACGCUGGAAGACUACCAGGGCGAGGAGGCCAUGGCGGCCAUCCACAGGGAGGCUCAGGCGGCGAGGAAGGAGAUGCUGCUGCUCAAGAUGGACGUGAAGCGUCUGGGGAAACAGGGCAGCAGGUUCCUGACGUCGGUGAGGAGGUUCAGCAGCAUCAAGCGCGACUCCAACGCUGUGGGCCGCGCCAUCAAGUCCCGGGGCGAGGCCGUCUACGCCCGCCUGGAGAGGCUGAAGGCCGCCGGCGAAGAUCUGUCCCGGGAACACGGCCCCUCCUCCACCCUGGCCCGCAUGGCACGCUGCCAGCACGCCUCCCUGACCUCCGCCUUCCAGGGCGCCAUGUCCGACUACAACCGCGCCGAGAUGGAGCUGCGGGAGAACUGCCAGACGCGCAUCCAGAGGCAGGCGGAGAUCGUGGGCAAGGAGGUGAGCCGCCAGCAGAUCGAGGAGAUGCUGGAGACGGGGAAGUGGAGCCUCUUCUCCGACAACCUGCUGUGCGAGGGCCGCGGCGCCCGCUCCGCCCUCAGCGAGAUCGAGAGCCGGCGCCGGGAGCUGCUGGAGCUGGAGGGACGCAUCCGGGGCGUCCGCGAGCUUUUCCUGCAGAUGGCGCUGCUGGUGGAGGAGCAGGGCUGCCAGCUGGACAACGUGGAGGCCAACGUGGCCCGCGCCUCGGACUACGUGAGCCAGGCCUCGCAUCAGGUCAGGAAGGCCGUCAGGUACAAGAAGGCCAACCCCUGCAGGAAACUCUUCUGCUGCUGCUGCUGUCCUUGCUGCGAGUGACCACGCCCACUUUCUCGCCUUUUCUUUGCCACACAACCUCCAAGACUCACUGACUUCACUUCUUCUUACAACAGCCUUCUUCUUCGCAACGGUGCUUCACUUCUUUUUACACUUGUGCAAAAACAUCUUGACUGUGACUCUCACACAAUAACAAUACAAACUGCAAUAUAUUCAUACUGCAAAAAGCAGGAAGAAGACGUAG